AUGUCUAUGUCAAAUUAUUUCACACCUGUUGCCGAUGCAUCGGUAACGUUUAAUGGUGCGAAUAUCAACAUUAUACAUACUCCUGGUGACGAAGAGAAGGUGGACAGGGUAUCAAACGUGAAUCUUGACACUACGGGCAAUACUGAAAUCAAAGCUAACACAUUAAAUGACGUUACUUUGAAAGCAGACGAAGGUGAGGUUAUUUUGGUUCUCGGUAACCCUACAUCAGCGUUCUUUAAGACCCUUUUCCAGGGCAAGAAAAAUCUAAACUAUACUCCCGAAAACGCCAUCCUUUUCAAGAAUAACGAAUUCAAAUCUUUCUCAUCGAAAUGUCCACAACAGAUUAUUUAUAACAAUGAGAAGGACGUUCAUUUCCCGUAUUUGACUGUGAGACAAACCAUUGAUUUUGCCUUGUCCUGUAAGUUUGACAUCCCAAAGGAGGAAAGAGACAAUUUGAGAAAUGAAAUUUUGCAAGAGUUUGGCCUGUCACAUGUUCUGGAUACAUUUGUUGGUAACGACUUCGUUCGUGGUAUUUCAGGUGGUGAACGUAAGCGUAUCUCAAUUAUCGAGACUUUCAUCGCUAAUGGAUCUGUUUACUUGUGGGAUAACUCGACGAAGGGUUUAGAUUCUGCUACAGCACUAGAUUUUUUGAGUAUCUUGCAAAGGAUGGCACGAGCUACUCGUUCUGUGAACUUUGUCAAAAUAUCUCAAGCUUCUGACAAACUUGUAGACAAGUUUGACAAAAUUCUGAUGUUUAGCGAUUCAUAUCAAGUGUUUUACGGAACUAUUGAUGAGUGUCUCAAAUUCUUUCAUGAUGAUCUGGGCAUCGAAAAAAACCGUAAUGAUUGUAUUAUCGAAUAUUUGACCUCCAUUUUAAACUUUCAGUUUGCCACAACAAAUAUGAACCCUCAAUUGAUCCCCACUUCGGAGUCUGACCUGUACAGUCUAUGGACAGGCUCUUCAUUCUACAAAAAGUGUAAGCAAGAGGCAUCGAAUCACCCUCCAGUUCGAAGCUCGGUCAAUCCUGAUGACAUCACCCCAAAGUUUUCGGUCCCUCUAAAGGUUCAAAUGCAAACUACCACCCGGAGAGGUUUUGAAAGAAUCAUCGGUGACCGUAGUUAUUUGAUUUCGCAAUUUAUCUCCGUGGUCAUUCAAAGUCUGGUUAUCGGCUCUCUGUUCUAUGACCUACCCAAAACGACAAUUGGUUCUUUCUCGAGAGGUUCGCUGAGUUUUUUCUCGCUUCUAUUCUUCACCUUCCUUUCGUUGUCCGAUAUGCCUGCUGCUUUCCAAAGACAGGAGGUGGUUACCAAACACGUGCAACUGCAUUUUUACUACGGCUGGGUUGAAACUAUGGCUGCCACAUGCUUCGAUUACUGUUUCAAGUUUUUGCUAGUUGUUGUGUUUACAAUCAUCCUGUAUUUCUUGGCCCAUAUGCAAUACAACGCUGCUAGAUUCUUCAUCUUCCUGCUUUUCCUUUCGAUUUACAAUUUCAGUAUGGUUUCUUUGUUUUCUCUAACCGCGUUAGUGAGCCCAACACUGUCAGUAGCUAACAUGUUAGCCGGUAUUCUGUUACUUGCGAUUGCAAUGUAUGCCUCUUAUGUUAUUCACAUGGAAGAUAUGCACCCAUGGUUUAUUUGGAUUGCCUAUCUAAACCCAGCUAUGUUUUCAAUGGAGGCUAUUUUAGCAAACGAAAUGUUCGACAUCAAUUUAGAUUGUACAGAGUCCAUUAUUCCUCGGGGCCCUGCCUAUAACAAUGUCAGCUUCGCUCACAAAGCAUGCGCAUGGCAGGGUGCUACGUUAGGUAAUAACUACGUCAGAGGUCAGGAUUAUCUGAAAAGUGGGUUGAAGUACACUUACCACCAUGUUUGGAGGAACUUCGGUAUUCUAAUUGGUUUCUUGUGUUUUUACCUGUUCCUUUCCCUCUUCAUUGCUGAAUUCAUUACCCCACUGUACACGAGAGAUAACCUGUUGAGGUGGAGCGCUUACCUUUCGGAGCGCAAUCCGUUCUCAAGUAAUGAUAAGAAAAAGGUAAAGACAGCUCCAAAUGAUUUUGUACGCCCAACCAUAUCUUCUUCAGCUUCCACUUCAUCGGACUCAAUUUCAGAUAGCAUUACAAAGGGGAAAGGCAAGGGGGAUGAUACCAUGGAACGUGUUCGCUCCAAGGAUGGGGAUGAUACCAUGGAACGUGUUCGCUCCAAGGAUGGGAAGGUCAUAGUCAAUCAAAAACACGUUAUUUCCUGGAAAAACAUUAACUACACAGUGGGAGGAAAUAAGCAGCUGAUUAAUGAUGCUACCGGAUUCAUUAGCUCAGGGCUAACAGCGUUGAUGGGUGAGUCUGGUGCUGGUAAAACCACUUUGUUGAAUGUUUUAUCUCAACGGACCGAGACUGGUGUUGUUACAGGUGAAUUACUGAUUGAUGGGAAGCCGCUGACCGAUAUUUCAGCCUUUAGAAGAAGUAUUGGUUUUGUUCAGCAACAAGAUGUCCAUUUGGAUCUAUUGACUGUUGCUGAGUCGUUGGAAAUAUCUUGUGUGCUGAGGGGGGAUGGUGAUAUGGACUACCUACUAUCCAUUGCCAAAUUGUUGAAGUUACCAAGUGACAAACUUGUUGCGGACUUAACUCCUACCGACAGAAAGCUUUUAUCUAUCGGCGUCGAACUAGUUACCAAACCAUCUCUGUUGCUGUUUUUGGAUGAGCCCACUUCUGGUUUAGAUGCCGAGGCUGCAGUUACCAUUGUUCAAUUUUUGAAGAAAUUGUCCGAGCAAGGACAAGCCAUUCUGUGCACUAUCCAUCAACCGAGCAAAAGUGUUAUCAGCUAUUUUGAUAACAUUUACUUGUUGAAAAGAGGCGGUGAAUGUGUUUAUUUCGGUGGUAUUACGAAUGCCUGUGACUACUUCCUUAACCAUGAUUCCUCUCUUCAUUAUGACAGGGAGCUAGAUAACCCUGCUGAUUUUGUUAUUGAGGUUGUUGGUGGCAAUAAGAAAAAGGACAAGAGCGGCGAAAUCAUUGAAAAGCCGAAAUUCAACUGGACUGCUGCGUGGAAUAACUCACCUGAGAAGUUUAACACUACAAAGGAAAUGGCAGAAAUGGAAAGUGAAGCUCGUAAUUCUGGUGUUAACUUUACUACGUCGGCAUGGAGCCAAAGAUCGUAUUACGACCAAUUGAGACUGGUAAUAAAAAGACAAUACUUAUGCACACGUAGAGAUAAAGUAUACCUUAUCUCCAAGUUCUGUUUAAAUGCUGGUGCUGGGUUAUUUAUUGGGUUUUCUUUCUGGAAGACAAAGGAGAACAUCAGUGGUUUGCAAAAUGCCAUUUUCCUGUCCUUCAUGAAUUUGUGUCUAUCGUCUCCGUUGAUUAAUCAAGUACAAGACAAAGCCCUUCAAUCCAAAGAUGUCUAUUUGGCAAGAGAGGCGAGAUCUAACACGUAUCAUUGGUCAGUUCUUUUGCUGGCACAAACUAUAAUCGAGUUGCCAUUGGCUAUUUCCAGUUCAACUUUGUUUUUCUUAUGUUGCUAUUUCUGCUGUGGCUUUGAUAACUCUCCUCACAUUGCUGGUGUAUUCUACCUGAAUUAUAUCCUGUUCAGUGUUUAUUAUUUGACUUUCGGUUUAUGGUUGCUAUACGCUGCUCCGGAUUUGCAAACAGCUGCUGUAUUAGUUGCUUUCCUAUACAGUUUUACUGCCUCCUUCUGUGGUGUUAUGCAGCCAUACAGUUUAUUCCCAAGGUUCUGGACAUUCAUGUACAGAGUCUCGCCUUACACCUAUUUUAUCGAAACGUUUGUCAGCUUAUUGUUACAUGACCGUCCAGUCAAGUGUCGUACAAGCGAGAUGGUUCCUGGCCAACCACUUCCGGGCCAGAACUGUAUCCAGUUUAUGAAACCAUUUAUUGAUGAAUUUGGUGGUUGGUUACAAAUUGAAACUAGUCGUAGUGUUUGUGCGUACUGCACGUAUUCGAAAGGUGACGACUUCUUGGCUCAAGAAAAUAUGAGUUAUCAUCACCGGUGGAGAAACUUUGGUAUUGAGAUUGCAUUUUGUGUCUUUAAUUUCUGUGCAAUGUUUAUUGGGUUUUACUUGACAUACGUCAAGAACGUCUGGCCAACUGUUGGUGCUUUCAUUUCCAAGGUACUUCCUAUUAACCGUGCACUAAAAAAAUCGCCUUCUGCAAAAAAGGACUCCACAAAAGACGAUGAGUUGUCCAUUGACAAGGUAUAA
This is a messenger RNA of Huiozyma naganishii CBS 8797, 4206 nucleotides long. RefSeq names its product ATP-binding cassette multidrug transporter PDR11 (gene PDR11). Gene Ontology annotation, cellular component: membrane. The record is from RefSeq and is a predicted model, not a curated record. Bases 1 to 4206 code for a protein of 1401 amino acids. NCBI's taxonomy places the organism in Eukaryota, Fungi, Ascomycota, Saccharomycetes, Saccharomycetales, Saccharomycetaceae. The transcript has a single exon. Gene Ontology annotation, molecular function: ATP binding; ATP hydrolysis activity; ABC-type transporter activity. Gene Ontology annotation, biological process: transmembrane transport.